CUCUCCUCCGCUUCCAACCACCGAACCACGACCCAAGCACCGGGUCUGAUACCACGCGACUUCAUCACCUCAUAUAACCUCAAACAAUUACCACCCGCACCCGCACAUUGACAUUGACAUCCCCAUCUACCGCACCCCCAACCCCAACCCGCAGCUCCAGCUGCCCACCUCCCUCCCUCUCUCCCUCAGCACCACAGCACAGCACAGCACCACCAACCCACCAAAAUGUCCACACACUACAACACCGAACCCACCGCCACCGCCUCCGCAACCCUCCACACCACCCUAGGACCCUUGCACAUCGCACUCUUCGCCAACCAAACGCCUCUCACAUGCCGCAACUUCCUCCAACACAUCAGCGACAACUACUACACAGGGACCAUCUUCCAUCGCAUCAUCCCCAACUUCAUUCUCCAGGGUGGCGAUCCCACCGGCACCGGGUCAGGGGGAACCUCUAUCUACGAAGACCCAUUAUUCGAAUACGACGCGACAGCGCGCGAUCCGAACGAGAAAGUAGUCCUGCGCGAUGAGCUCCACAGUCGGUUACGGUUCAAUCGGCGCGGAUUGGUGGGGAUGGCCAAGUCCGAGGACGGGACGUAUGGGAGUCAAUUCUUCAUUACGUUGGGGGAUGUGAGUCGGGAGUUGAAUGGGCAGUGUACGCUUUUUGGGAGGAUUGAGGGUGAGAGUAUUUAUAAUGUGUUGAAGAUUGCGGAGGGGGAGGUGGUUGAGGGGACGGAGAGGCCGGUGUAUCCGAUUCGGACGGGGAAGAAGAAGGGGAAGAAGGGUGGGAAGACGUUGUUGAGUUUUGGGGAUGAUGAGGAAGGUGAGGAGAUGCCGGUUAGGGCUGCGAAGCCGAAAUAUAAUGCUGCGUUGGUGACGGAUACGGGGGCUGGGAUUGGGAAUGGGGUUGGGGAUGAUGCGCCGGUUGAGAAGAAGCCGAAGAAAAAGGAAGUCAGGAAGACAUCGCCUCCACGCAGACGCUCGCCUACACCUCCACCUGUUGUCGAUCGACCCAAGAGUCCCGACCCGGCCAUGCAACUCCCUCUCCCUGACCCGGAAUCCCCAGAACGGCCCCCCUCCCCGCAACCUACGCAAAAGUCACGACUUGACCGCACCAAUGCCGAGAUCGAAUCCCUCAAGGCCUCGAUGCGUCGAACCGUCGCCACGGAGACAGAAACCGGAGGGAAGAAAUCCGCCCUGAAAGCCAUGAUCCCUCAGACAGCCAUUCGCGGCCGGAAACGUCCCGCCCCGGGGACAUCAGCCAGCAGCAGCGCCACAAACGGAAUAACAGGAUUCUCCAGCAGCUCUAGCGACAACGCCGCACUGAAGAUGUUCAACGCAUUCAAAGCGAAACUCGAAGGCGCAGACGCCAACCCCGCCCCUAAACCCACCACCACCACCACUACCACAAAAGAGACCCCCCAACGGGAAGACGACAACGAAGACGAAGAAUCCCAACUCUGCGACCUCCACUUCAUCGCAAAUUGCCAAUCAUGCAAAUCCUGGUCCGACAACACGGCCGACACAGCCGGCGAAGGUCCAGCCGAUGAUACAGACCUGGGGUGGUUGACGCAUCAGCUCCACUUCGGAAAGGAUACAUUGGGCAAGGACCUAAAAUGGAAGAAAGAGCACCCAGAUGACCUGGACAGUCUGAUGGUGAUUGAUCCUCGAGAGAAGGAGAGGGAGAUUGUUGCGUCUGGGUCUGGGUCUGGGUCUGGGUCCGGGUCCGGGAAACGCAGAGGACUCGAACGGGACCGCGAACGUGAUAGGAAGAGAGGCCGGGUGGGUGAUUUGGAGUGGGAGAGGAGUCGUCGGUGAGAUCGGUCCUUUCCAUCUAUCUAUCUAUCCAUAUACGAAGGCAGUACAUUCCCACCAUAUAGCUACCAUACUAUACCAUACUACUAGAAACGAUCAAAUAGAUCGACACCAAAGAGAUAUGAACAGAUAAGUAGUUGUCACAGCUAAAUCAACACUAAAAAUAAG
Aspergillus sclerotioniger CBS 115572 is the source of this 1983-nucleotide messenger RNA. It is a transcript of the gene cwc27, whose product is annotated as putative peptidyl-prolyl cis-trans isomerase. The record is from RefSeq and is a predicted model, not a curated record. Lineage: Eukaryota; Fungi; Ascomycota; Eurotiomycetes; Eurotiales; Aspergillaceae. Gene Ontology annotation, molecular function: peptidyl-prolyl cis-trans isomerase activity. The transcript is spliced from 2 exons. Gene Ontology annotation, biological process: protein folding; protein peptidyl-prolyl isomerization. Gene Ontology annotation, cellular component: catalytic step 2 spliceosome. The coding region runs from base 226 to 1818 and encodes 530 amino acids.